CUCUUUACAUAACGGCGCGGGGCGGCAUGGGCUCGGGCCACCGCCUCCGCCCGGCCUCCCGCCCGGACUGUCGCGGCCCGCGGUGGAGACGGCGGCCUCAGCAAAGUUUCCCCGGUGGCGGCCCGGAGGCGCAUCCUCCCGCAACUGUCAAGCGCUGGCGGCGGAAAUGAUGAGGCGCUGGCCAUUUUCCGAGCCCGGGUUUCCUGCCUGAGACCCGCUCGAGCGAGCCGCGAGCCAGGAGCCGGCGCGCGGGAGAGAACGCGCCCGGGGCGAGGGCCCUCCCGCCCCCUCGGGAUUUCGGGGGGCCGGGGGCGCGCGACGCCAUGGGCCGGCCGGGCCCGGACCCCCUCUCUUUCAGCCCGGCCGCUCUACCUUGGUCUCCACCAUGAACGGGCCCACCUUGCAGUCCUCCUCGGCCUCCUCCGCAUCCUCGGCGGCGACGGCCCCAUCCCCACGAGGCUGGAGCGAGUUCUGCGAGCUGCACGCGGUGGCCGCAGCCCGGGAGCUGGCCCGGCAGUACUGGCUUUUCGCCCGCGAGCACCCGCACCACGCGCCGCUGCGCGCCGAGCUCGUGUCGCUGCAGUUCACCGACCUCUUCCAGCGCUACUUCUGCCGCGAGGUGCGCGAGGGCCGGGCUCCCGGGCUGUCGGGCACCCGGGCCGCCGCCCCCACGCGCGACUACCGUGAGACUGUCCGCGGGCCCCCGGCCAAGGCCGAGGCGUCGCCAGCCGAGCCGGGCCCCGCCGCCCCAGCCCCCGCCCCCGGCCUGCCCAAGGCCCGCAGCUCGGAGGAGCUGGCCCCGCCGCGGCCGGCCGCCGCCUGCUCCCUCCAGCACCUGCGCCACGGUCUCCGCCACAUCUUCCGCCACCGCUCGGCCGGGGAGCUGCCCGCGGCCCCCAGCGCGGCCGCGGCGGAGGCAGGCGAGGCCCCGGCCAGGCCCGGCCUGGCCAGGAAGCUCCUGCCCUGGAGCCUGGCCCGGGAGCCGCCACCCGAGGCCCUCAAGGAGGCGACGCUGCGGUACAGCCUGGCCGACGAGGCUUCCAUGGACAGCGGGGCGCGCUGGGAAAGGGGGCGGCUGGCGCUGCGGCGCGCGGGCCCAGACGGCGCGGACCGCCUGCUGGAGCUCUUCGACCCGCCCAAGAGUUCAAAGCCCAAGCUACAAGCAGCCUGCUCCAGCAUCCAGGAGAUUCGGCGAUGCACACGUCUCGAGAUGCCGGACAACCUCUACACCUUUGUGCUGAAGGUGAAGGAUCGGACAGACAUCAUCUUUGAGGUGGGAGAUGAGCAGCAGCUGAAUUCAUGGAUGGCCGAGCUCCGGGAGUGCGCAGGCCAAGGACUCAGCACAGACCCAGAGAUACAUAUUCCCUCAGCCUUAGAGCCCGGCACAUCUAACUCUCCAAGGGGAAGCACAGAUUCCUUGAACCAAGGUGCUUCUCCUGGGGGGUUGCUGGAUCCAGCCUGCCAGAAAACAGAUCACUUCCUGUCCUGCUACCCCUGGUUCCAUGGUCCCAUCUCCCGAGUGAAGGCAGCUCAGCUGGUUCAGCUGCAGGGCCCUGACGCUCACGGAGUGUUCCUGGUACGGCAGAGUGAGACCCGGCGUGGGGAGUACGUGCUCACCUUCAACUUCCAGGGCAUGGCCAAGCACCUGCGCCUGUCACUGACCGAGCGGGGCCAGUGUCGUGUGCAGCACCUCCGCUUCCCCUCGGUUGUGGACAUGCUCCAGCACUUCCAGCGCUCACCCAUCCCACUCGAGUGCGGGGCUGCCUGUGACGUCCGGCUGUCCAGCUAUGUGGUAGUCGUCUCCCAGCCACCAGGUGUGACCCUAGUGCCCCUUGAUAAAGGGGGUGGCGGCACUGGGAACCAAGGCCUCGUGUUGUGUCCCUCCAACGCUUGCCUCCACCCCGGUAAGACUGACAGUGUGGUCUCUCUCUUGGUCACUUGUCCCCCAGGUUCCUCCAACACUGUCCUGUUCCCUUUCUCCCUCUCUCGCUGGGAUUCAGAGCUGGGCCUUCCCCACCUUAGCGCUUCUGGCUGUCCACGGGGGCUCGGCCCAGAGGGUCUCCCAGGCCGGUCCUCUCCCCCAGAGCAGAUCUUCCACCUGGUGCCUUCGCCUGAGGAACUGGCCAACAGCCUGCGGCACCUGGAGCCCGAGCCCACCAGUCGAGCCCGGGACUCGGACUAUGAAAUGGACUCCUCCUCCCGGAGCCACCUGCGGGCCAUAGACAAUCAGUACACGCCUCUCUGACAGGCCUCCCAGAGGCCCUCGAGAAGCACAAGCAAGCAGAGAUGUGAACUUCUGAAUGUAACUUUCUUUCCUUCCUUCCAGAGAGAGAUUUAAGGGACACUGUUAACUGUUCACUCCAGUUUGGAUGUGACCCUUCAAUUAGGCCUGUUAAAGGGCCUCCUAGAAGUUCCAUUCUCACCUGGCUUUCUCCUUAUUGUUUACAGAUGUAGUUCUUGUUCGUGGAUGUCGCCAGCUCCUGCCCUGGGUCCCUAGGACCAGGCCCCAUCACUCGUAGAGGGGGCAGUGGGGUGAGGGCUGGAGUUGGCAGUGGAAACUUGUUCUCUUUUUCACUGACACUGUCCCAGCUGGCAGACUUUCUACUUGGGGAGGCGGGAGGGGGGCCCAUCAGGAAGCCCAAAACACUAACAAGCCCUGGAUUCUCCUGUGGUUUUUCCCGUUAUAGCUUCAGUCCACGUGGUGGGUCUGCUGUACCCAAGCCACAGGUGACCACACCUAUCCUGCUUCGACUCAACUUUAGGACAAAGUUCUGGCAGAUGGACAAGCUAAAGGUCAAAAAUGAUUUUAAACAUUUUUACCUCAGAUUAAUUUUUCAAAGGAUUCAGGUUUCAAAAUUAAACCACUGCUUAUUUCAUUGCACUGUUUGAACUAAUACCCAUGCGAUUUUUGUAGUCAGAGACAGCUAUGCAAAUCCUACUGGACCAAUUCCUGCUUUGAGCCAGCAUGCCUGGCUUCUUUGUCUAUAUUGCAUCCUCAGGAUAGCCACCUGUUGCCGAGGAGCCACUGUCCUUCCUAAAUGUAGAGAAGUGAAGUGUGUCACCCUUUCAGGGAAAUUCAGGCAAUUACUGAAACAGGAGGGUGGCAGGGAACAAUUCCACCCUGGUGCCUUAUGAAUAAAAAACUGGAUUCUGGUUUACAGCAGCUUUAUGGUGAGAGUUAAACUGAGGGGUAAGCAAAAAGGAAUAAAGGGCUGCUGGGCCCUUUCUAGUAAAUCCUUCACCAACAGGGCUGGCUCGGAGCCUCCAAGUGUCUAAAGGCUUAUUAAAUUAUCCCACAAGGUUUUAGCUCAUUCUUAAGCCAAAAUGGAAGCUAGGAAUCUGGUGCCACAGCUACUGAGAAACUCCUUGAAUAGCCCACAAUCAGUGUUCUAUUCCACCAGU
Molecule: messenger RNA, 3402 nt
Organism: Kogia breviceps (pygmy sperm whale)
Lineage: Eukaryota; Metazoa; Chordata; Mammalia; Artiodactyla; Physeteridae
Source: RefSeq, a predicted model, not a curated record